AUGGCGAUGAUGAUGACUGGCCGUGUGCUGCUGGUGUGUGCCCUCUGCGUGCUGUGGUGCGUCACUGUUUUUGGAAUUGCAAUGGACAACCGCUGCGUUGAGGAUGAUGGGAACGUAUUGACGCACACGCAUAAUGGAGGAAAUGACAGGCUGCGCCUGAAGGCGGAUCGCGGGUUGAUUUCCACCCGAAUGGGAUUAAUAAAGGCGAUUGCAGCUGGGGAUGACAGUGAAGAUGAAAAUGGUAAUGCCCCAUUGGAGGAGAAAACAGCGCCUGGUGGUGAGCCCGCUGGUAGUGGGGACAAUGAAACGCCUGGCCCAAAAGGAGGGAAUGGUGCCGCAGGUGCAGCAACACCAACCUCGCCGUCUGAACCUGGAGUGCCAGGGGCAGGUGCAGAAACCGGGCAGUUACCUGCGGCUGGUCAAGAAGGGAAUGAAAACAAAAACGUGGAUCCCAAUAACAAAGCGGCAACGGACUCCCAAGACCAAACCAACGAUCAAUUGUCCUCUUCAUCUGGCAGCACUUCCACUCCUUCUGGUGAAAAACACCCUUCGACGGGUACUUCCGACAUUAAACAAUUGCCCACGGAAACGCUGAAGAACGGGGUUGCUGGCCCUCGCAAUAAAUCUGGCGAUGAUGGAGAGAGAGACGAAGAAGAAACGAGAAAAGAAAAAGAAGAAAACAAAUUACAACCCGAGACACAAGAGAGGGGAAAUAAUGCGGAGGUACCACAAUCAUUACCCGCACCACCAUCGGGUGGACCUGCACCACCGCCACCACCAGCAUCAGCAGGUGAAGAAAGCCCAACAGCAGAAAAAGAAAGCUUACAGAAAGUAACCAAAGCAAAAAACGAAAACACACCGUCAGAAUUCGAGACUGACUCAGAAGCAUCGGAACCACCUUCAGGGGAUACUACACAAGAGCAGCACAGUCAUGACACGGACACAGAGGAUUCGACGAAGAAUGCAGCAACCGGCAGUCCAGCAGAAACAACAUCCUCAUCUUCCUCUACAAGUGGCAGCGGUGAUCAUGUCCAGAAUAAGGCAGAUAAGGAUGAUGCUCAAAGCUCUGAAGGACAACACGACAGCCUUGAAACUGGCAAUACCAACGUUGUUCCAACUCUCAGUGAGGAAGCACCACAAACAGCCACCGCCAACACAACCGAUACGGCGACGACUGGCGACAGUGACGGCAGCACCGCGGUCUUCCACACCACCUCCCCUCUUUUGCUUCUUCUUGUUGUUGCGUGUGCGGCUGCUGCUGCGGUGGUGGCCGCGUGA
Messenger RNA from Trypanosoma cruzi, 1278 nucleotides. RefSeq names its product mucin-associated surface protein (MASP), putative. The record is from RefSeq and is a predicted model, not a curated record. Lineage: Eukaryota; Euglenozoa; Kinetoplastea; Trypanosomatida; Trypanosomatidae. The coding region runs from base 1 to 1278 and encodes 425 amino acids. The transcript has a single exon.